AUGGCAUCUUUGAAGGGACCAGGAGCUACUCCAAGCUUUGACGGCUCGGGGCUUCGAAUUGCAAUUGUUCAUGCAAGGUGGAAUAUGGGCAUAAUUGGUCCUCUCGUAGAAGGGGCAAGGAAGAGCCUUUUGGCAGCUGGUGUAGUUGAGGACCAUAUCACAACCCUCACUGUCCCGGGCAGCUAUGAGUUACCAUAUGCCGCUCAGCGGCUCUACGCAGCUUCUCAGUUACAAGCAGCCAAGAGCUCGUCCUCCGGUGAGGGAAUCAGUGCCACGGACCUGCUCUCUUCCUCUACCGCAGACAUUAGCAAAGCGUCCCCGGAAUCGCCAACACCCGCUACCUCUAGGCCGUUUGACGCCAUUAUCGCCAUCGGUGUCCUUAUUAAGGGAGAGACCAUGCAUUUUGAGUACAUCGCAGAUGCUGUCUCUCACGGAUUGAUGCGUGUUCAAUUAGAUUCGGGCGUGCCUGUCAUUUUUGGGGUGCUCACCGUUUUGACCGAAGAACAGGGCUUGGAAAGGGCUGGGCUAGGCAAGAAAGGAAUGCAUAAUCAUGGAGAAGAUUGGGGCAGCGCCGCCGUGGAACUUGGAGCAAGAAGAAGAGAAUGGGCUGAAGGUAGAAUUGCCUAG
Molecule: messenger RNA, 627 nt
Organism: Aspergillus oryzae RIB40
Lineage: Eukaryota; Fungi; Ascomycota; Eurotiomycetes; Eurotiales; Aspergillaceae
Product: lumazine synthase RIB4
Exons: 3
Coding region: 1-627 (208 amino acids)
Biological process (GO): riboflavin biosynthetic process
Cellular component (GO): intracellular anatomical structure; riboflavin synthase complex; mitochondrial intermembrane space
Molecular function (GO): 6,7-dimethyl-8-ribityllumazine synthase activity
Source: RefSeq, a predicted model, not a curated record